Psilocybe cubensis is the source of this 11826-nucleotide messenger RNA. RefSeq lists its product as uncharacterized. Gene Ontology annotation, molecular function: holo-[acyl-carrier-protein] synthase activity; enoyl-[acyl-carrier-protein] reductase (NADH) activity; magnesium ion binding. Bases 1 to 11826 code for a protein of 3941 amino acids. Gene Ontology annotation, biological process: long-chain fatty acid biosynthetic process. Gene Ontology annotation, cellular component: fatty acid synthase complex. Lineage: Eukaryota; Fungi; Basidiomycota; Agaricomycetes; Agaricales; Agrocybaceae. The transcript is spliced from 21 exons. The record is from RefSeq and is a predicted model, not a curated record.
AUGGCUGUUCCCAAUGGACAUGCGGUCCACGCGCCCGCUAUUGCAACCCGUCCUUUAAUUCUCGCCUUUGGACAAAUUAGAGUUUCUAUCCCAGUUUCUACACAAGCAGACCAGUGGAUCGCCGCAGAGGUUCUGCGUGAUGAAUUCACACAUAUCCAAUCGCAACUAGACGCGGUCGACAGCACGGCCCAAUUAGAAAACGAGGCAGAGGCCACCGUAGAGCUAUCUGCACGCUUCCUCGCCCACGUCGCGGCGAGUAUUAAACAAGACUCCCAGUCCAGCUCAGCACGCACCUCGCUGCUCCUCAACGUGCUUAAACACUUCACGUCAUCAUACCUCGCGACAAAGGAUGUCCAUACCCUUGUAUCAUCUUACGAUACCAUCACGCGCAAGACCGUCCUUGCUGCCUAUUUCAGCGCAGUCGCUGCUCUCCGCGAGCAACGCGUAUCUGCCAUCCCAUCCCAACCAGAGUCCGCCCUGCUCUCCGCCCCCGCCACCGGCAACGCCUCCAUUUUUGCCCUUUUCGGUGGACAGGGCACCAACGAAGUUUACUUUGAUGAACUCCAAAAUUUAUACGAUAUUUACACACCUUUUGUUGCAUCCUUCAUCCAAACCGUCAUCCAGGAUAUCCUCAUCCCUCUUGCUGAGGAGGAGGAAGAAUCGACGUUCUAUACCUAUGGUCUUGACGUGUCGUCGUGGCUUUCUGGAGCAACGCCCCGCCCUUCCACCGCAUAUCUGGCCUCUGUGCCCGUCUCUUUCCCUCUUAUUGGUCUGACCCAACUGGUCCAGUACCUCAUUGUAUGCCGCGUCGCCAACCUUACCCCUGGCGAGUUGAGAAGCCGCGUCACCGGCGCGACUGGGCACUCCCAAGGAAUUGUUUCCGCUGUCGCAAUUGCCGCCUCAGCGAGCUUUGAAGAAUUUGCCGAAAACUCGCGCAAAGCCCUCAAGUGGCUUUUCUACUCUGGCCUUCGUGGUCAACAAGCUUUCCCUGUUACUUCGCUGGAGUCUGGCAUCGUGCAAGACUCCAUCGAAGGAGGCGAAGGAACCCCUAGCCCCAUGUUGUCAGUUACUGGUUUGAGCUUGAAGGAGCUCGAGCCUCACAUUGCAAAGACCAACAAGCAUCUCGCUUCCAACUCGCAGCUUUUCGUUUCGCUCCACAACGGACCCAAGGCGUUUGUCGUCACCGGUCCAUCAAAAGCACUCUUCGGUCUCGUCACCAGCCUCAGAAAAGUCAAAGCCCCCAGUGGCCUUGACCAGAGCAAGGUACCCUUCUCCCAGCGCAAACCAGUCUUCUCCAUCAGGUUUUUGGUUGUUGGCGUUCCGUACCACAGCGACUAUAUGGCCGAGGCGACUCAGAAGCUCAUUGAAGAAGAUUUGGAGGGUGAGGAGCUUUGGCAAGCGAAGGACAUCAAGAUUCCUGUCUACAACACAGAAGAUGGCUCCGAUAUGCGCGAGCUCAAGACCUCGAUCACGCGUUCGCUGUGCGAACAGAUCUUCACGUCUCCUAUCCACUGGACCAAGGCGACUGCUUUCCCUGAAAGCGCGACCCACGCUAUUGAUUUCGGUCCCGGUGGGCUAAGUGGUAUUGGCCCACUGACCGCUAAGAACUUUGAGGGGCGCGGUGUCCGUGUCAUUGUCGCCGGCGAGAAGGCAAAAGGUGAUGUCGAGAUCUUUGGUUCUUCAGGCAUCACAUACGAGGAAUGGUGGAGCAAGAAAUGGUCGCCCAGUCUCGUCCGCACUAGCGAUGGCGAGCUGCACAUCGACACUCCCUUCUCUCGCCUCCUGGGCAAACCUCCCAUCAUGGUUGCUGGUAUGACGCCCUCGACCGUCAAGGCGGGCUUUGUCAGUGCCGUUUUGGAUGCUGGUUACCACAUCGAAUUGGCUGGUGGAGGCCACUACAACCCAGCUGCCUUGCGCUCCAAGGUGGCCGAAAUUCAGAAGCAAAUUCCUGCCGGUGUUGGUCUCACCCUUAACUCCCUCUAUAUCAAUCCCCGCCAAUUUACCUUCCAAUUCCCUCUCUGGCAAGAGAUGCGCAAGGAGGGUCUGCCCAUCGAAGGUUUCUGUGUUGCCGCUGGUAUUCCUACCACCGAGAAGGCCAUUGAGAUCAUCGAGGGUUUGAAAGCUGCUGGUAUCAAACACGUCGCGUUCAAGCCGGGAUCGGUCGACGGCAUCCGCCAAGUUAUCAACAUCGCUGCCGCCAAUGCGGAUUUCCCUGUCAUCAUGCAGUGGACGGGAGGACGUGCUGGAGGACACCACUCGUUCGAGGACUUCCACCAGCCUAUACUCUCCACAUACCGCGCCAUUCGUCAACACUCUAACAUUGCCCUCGUCGGUGGUUCUGGGUUCGGGUCGGCGGAUGACGUCUGGGAGUAUUUGACGGGUGACUGGUCUGUUGCGAGGUUUGGCGUCCAGCCUAUGCCUUUCGAUGGUUUCCUGUUCGCCAGUCGCGUCAUGGUGGCCAAGGAGGCCCACACCAGCUCUUCUGUCAAGGACUUGAUUGUUGCUGCUGCUGGUGUCGAGGACAGCGCAUGGGAAGGGACCUAUUCCAAGCCUACCGGUGGCAUCCUUACCGUUCGCUCUGAACUCGGGGAGCCCAUUCACAAGGUUGCCACCCGCGGCGUCAAGCUUUGGAAAGAGUUCGACGACACAGUUUUCAAGAUGCCCAAGGAGAAGAGGACAGUUUGGCUCUCUGAGCGCAAGGAAGAGAUCGUCGGCAAGUUGAACAGGGAUUUCUCGAAGCCCUGGUUUGGAUGGAAGAAGGACGGAACCGUGGCAAUGGAUCUCGGUGAUAUGACAUACGAGGAGACCGUCUUGAGAAUGGUUCGUUUGAUGUUUGUCGCCCACCAGAAGCGAUGGGUAGAUAUCUCUUUGAGAAACCUUGUCGGUGACUGGUUGAGGCGCGUCGAGGAGCGCUUCGCGGGUGUUAACGGAUCGGGUACCAAAGCGUCGAUCCUGCAAAAUUUCUCUAUGCUGGAUGACCCCCUUCCUUUCGUCGAGAAGUUCUUCCAGAGCUACCCCGCCGCGGUUGAUCAGUUGCUCGCUGCGGAGGAUACUGCAUAUUUCCUGGCGAUUUCGCAGAGGCCGGGGCAGAAACCUGUUCCAUUCAUCCCUGUGCUCGAUGCGAGCUUUGAAGUAUGGUUCAAGAAGGACUCUUUAUGGGCUGCUGAGGACAUUGAUGCCGUGUUUGAUCAGGAUCCUCAACGUGUUUGCAUCCUGCAAGGCCCGGUGGCCGUCAAAUGGUCCGUCGUCAAAGAUGAGCCUGUGAAGGAUUUGCUUGGCAAUAUUAACAAGUCGUUGAUCCAACGCUUGCUUGAGCGCAAGUAUGCGGGUGAUGUUAACGCUGUCCCCCUCGUCGACUAUCUUGCUGCUGCACCCAAAUCGGUGCCCACCACUCUUGAAGGCGUCACUCGCACCCAGGUCGGAUCGACGACUACCUUUGAGUUUGGCAAGAAGUUGCCUGAGACGGCUGCUUGGCUUGAUGUUUUGAGCGGCGCUGAGCUUAACUGGCUUCGUGCCCUCCUUACCUCUACGACUAUUGUCCAGGGCACGUCUUAUGUCGACAACCCCCUUCCCCGCAUUCUCGCCCCUCGCGUUGGUCAGAAGGUGACCGUUGCUUACUCUGGAUCCGCGCCUACAACUGUCACUGUGUACGGUGCUGCUCGGUCGUAUGGCGAACACAUUGAGGACUUCAAGGCUGUUGAAAUUUCAUUCGAGCCCAAGACCAAGGCGAUUACUGUUGUGCUCUUUGAAGAGCGCCGCGGAUCGUCCAUCCCCCUCUCCCUUCACUUUGAGUACAAGCCGUCGCAGGGCUUUGCGCCUAUCCAUGAGAUUGCGGCGGACCGCAAUCAGCGCAUCAAGGCGUUCUACUGGAAGCUUUGGUACGGCGACAAUGAGACCUUGCCUGAGAUCGAUAUCAGGGAGAAGUUUGUUGGGCCGGAGGUGACUAUUAAGGCGGAGGAUGUGGAGAGGUUCUGUGCUGUUGUUGGUAAUCAGGGUGAGGCAUUCAAGACUGCGCGUAAUGAGAAGGUGCAGGCUCCUAUGGACUUUGCGAUUGUCACUGGGUGGCAGGCUAUUAUGAAGUCGAUCUUCCCUGCUACUAUUGACGGUGACUUGCUCAAGCUUGUUCACCUCUCGAACGGAUUCCGCAUGGUGGACGGUGCUCAGCCUCUUGCUGUUGGAGAUGUUUGCAAGGCGGAGGCCCGUAUUGUCUCUGUCAUUAACGCGCCUGAGGGCAAGACUGUCAAGGUCAAGGGCUACGUCUAUCGACAAGGCCAGUGCGUCAUUGAAGUUGUUUCCGCGUUCCUUUACCGCGGACGCUUCAAUGAUUACGAGAACACCUUCGACACUACUGAAGAGCCCGACUACUCUGUUCACCUCGAGAACGACGCCGCUGUUGGUGUGUUGAUGUCGAAGGAGUGGUUCGAAUGGGACAAUGAAGCGUCUCCUCUCCUUGCGGGUACAACCCUCGUCUUCCGUAUCCAGUCUCAGGUCUCGUUCAAGGAUAGGACUACCUUCCGUAACGUGUCUGUUACUGGUGAUGUCUUUGUCCGCAACCAGAUCAAGGCUCUUGUCAAGGUUGGUUCGAUUGAGUUCCAGCAAGAUGAUUCGCACGGAAACCCUGUUCUUGCAUACUUGCAACGCCAUGGAUCUCCUCUCGGGCUUACCACCCCCAUCUCGAACGACGGAUACGCCCUUACCAACCCCGAGAUUUCGACCGUUUUCCGCGCGCCGUUGACCAAUGAGCCGUAUUCUAAGAUUUCGGGCGAUUUCAACCCUAUCCAUAUUAACCCCUAUUUCUCCGACUUUGCUUCUUUGCCUGCGACUAUUACGCAUGGGUUGUGGUCUAGCGCUGCUACUCGCCGUUAUGUUGAGAAUAUUGUGGCGAAGGGACACCCUGAACGUGUCAUUGCAUAUAAUGUCAACUUUGUCGGCAUGGUGCUCCCUGGAGACACCCUUGAAGUUAAACUUCGCCAUAUUGGCAUGCGCGAUGGAAACAUCGUUGUCAGUGUCGAGAGCACCAAUGACCGUGGUGAGAAGGUUCUCCAGGGCUCAGCGGAGGUUUCGCAGCCUCGUACUGUCUACGUUUUCACCGGUCAAGGUUCGCAAGAGCCUGGAAUGGGAAUGGAUCUUUACAACUCGUCUCCUGCCGCUCGUGCUGUUUGGGAUGGCGCCGAUGCCCAUCUUCUCGCUGUCUAUGGAUUCUCGAUCGUCGAGAUUGUCAAGGACAACCCGAAGGAAAAGACGAUCCAUUUCGGUGGUAUCAAGGGCCAGGCUAUCCGCCAGAGGUACAUGGAUAUGACGUACGAUACUAUGGAUAAGGAUGGGCACGUCAAGACUCUUCCUCUCUUUGCCGAUAUCGACGUUCGUACACCCAAGUAUACUUUCAGCCAUCCCAAUGGCCUUCUCUUCGCUACCCAGUUUGCCCAAAUUGCACUCGUCGUCACUGAGAAGGCUGCGUUUGAGGACAUGCGCGUCAAAGGAUUUGUUCAGAAGGAUUGCGCCUUUGCCGGACACUCGUUGGGAGAGUACUCUGCUCUUGCUUCGAUUGCUGAUGUUUUGCACAUUUCGGCUCUCGUCGACGUUGUGUUUUACCGUGGUAUCACGAUGCAGCGCGCUGUCGAGCGUGAUUCGCAGAAUCGUUCCAAUUAUGCCAUGUGCGCUGUUAACCCUAGCCGCAUUUCGCCUACGUUCAGCGAUGCAGCUCUACGUGAGGUUGUUGAUUCUAUUGCGACCAAUUCGGACACGUUGCUUGAGAUUGUCAACUAUAAUGUUGAGGGUCAACAAUAUGUUUGCGCUGGAGAACUUAUUGCUCUGCAGACUAUGACGAACGUCUUGAACUUCCUCAAGGUUCAGAAGAUUGAUAUUGCCAAGUUGACCGAGACCUAUUCAGUCGAGAAGGUGAAGGAGAUGCUUGGAGAUAUCGUCAAGUCGUGCUUCGAGAAGGCGCAGGAGCAGCAGAAGGCUGAAGGGUACAUUAAGCUGGAGCGUGGAUUUGCUACGAUUCCUCUCCCUGGUAUUGAUGUGCCUUUCCACUCGCGUUACCUCUGGGCUGGUGUGUUGCCUUUCCGUGCUUACCUUUCCAAGAAGAUCAACGCGAAGCAUCUCAACCCCGACAUGCUUGUCGGCAAGUACAUUCCUAAUCUUAUCGCCAAACCCUUCCAGGUGUCUCGCGACUACGCGCAGAUCAUCUACGACCAGACCUCUUCCCCCAGACUCGACAAGGUCCUCAGGAAGUGGGAAGAGGAUCAGUGGGAUAGCCCCGAGAACCGCCAACAACUUGCCUACAUCAUUCUCGUCGAGCUCCUCGCCUACCAAUUCGCAUCUCCUGUGCGUUGGAUCGAGACACAGGACCUCCUGUUCACUCGGUUCAACUUUGAACGUCUCAUCGAGCUUGGUCCUUCGCCUACUUUGACUGGUAUGGCUGUUCGCACCCAGAAGGCCAAAUACGAGACCCUUGAUGGAUCCGUCAGCACCACUCGCACUAUUUUGUGCCACUCUAAGAACGUCAAGGAGAUCUAUUAUCAAUACGAGGAUGAAGCUGAGGCCCCAGCGGCUCAGGAGGCUGAGGCUGCCGCUGUUGUUCCUGCUGCAGCAGCUGCUGCGCCAGUGGCCGCUGCUCCCGUCGCCGCUGCCGCCCCCUCUGGCCCUGUCGCGAGCAUUGAAGAUGCUCCUGUCAAGGCCAUUGACAUUCUCCUCGUCAUCGUUGCUCAGAAGUUGAAGAAGCGCAUCGACGAAAUUCCUCUUUCCAAAACCAUCAAAGAUCUCGUCGGUGGCAAGUCGACGCUCCAGAAUGAAAUUCUUGGUGACCUGCAGCAAGAGUUUGCUUCGGCGCCUGAAAAGGGUGAAGAGCUUCCUUUGGAGGAACUUGGAUCUGCUUUGGGUACCGGGUUCAAUGGCACUCUCGGAAAGUACAGCAAUGGGCUGAUUUCUCGUGUUGUUGGAGGCAAGAUGCCUGGUGGUUUCAAUGCUUCCGCUAUCAAGGCCUACCUCUCGAAGACCUGGGGUCUCGGACCGGCCCGUUCUGAUGGUGUUCUCCUUCUCGCGACCACUCUUGAGCCUCCCAAACGUCUCGGUUCCGAAGCUGAGGCCAAGACUUGGCUCGAUGGUGUUGUUGCAAUCUAUGCUCAGCGCGCUGGUAUUUCUCUCUCUGCACCUGGAGCUGCUGGUGGUGCAGGCGGAGGCGGAGGAGGUGCUGUCAUCAACAGCGAGGAGUUCCUCAAGUUCCAGGCCGACCAACAGAAGUUCACUGCUCAACAGAUUGAGCUCUAUAUGCGACAACUCGGUCGUGAUUCUCGUGCUGGUGAGAUUGCUUUCGACAAAGAGAAGGCCGACAAUUUGGCUCUGCAGGCCAAGUUGGACAGCAUUACUCGAGAACACGGUGAUGCUUACAUUGAGGGUAUCCAACCUCGCUUCGACGUUCUCAAGGCUCGCCACUUCGACUCAUCGUGGAACUGGGUUCGCCAAGAUGCUUUGCUGAUGUUCUACGACAUCAUCUUCGGCAAGCUGACCACUGUUGAUCGCGAAAUUACUGCUCGCUGCAUUGCUCUCCUUAACCGUGCCGAUCCCGCCAUGUUGGAGUACAUGCAGUACAACAUUGAUCAUUGCGACGCUUCGAAGGGUGAAACAUACAAGUUGGCGAAGGAGUUCGGCCAACAGCUUAUCGAUAACACACGCGAGGUUCUUGGAAAACCUCCUGUUUACAAAGAUGUCACUUUCCCUACUGCUCCUCACACCGAGGUUACCGAAAAGGGUGACAUUAAGUAUUCCGAGGUCGUCCGGGAAAACGUGCGCAAACUCGAGGCUUACGUCGAGGAGAUGGCAAGCGGCGACACCGUUUCUGGUGCCGUUAAUAUUCAAAAGGUUCAGGAUGACGUUCUCAAAUUGUGGACUGUCGUCAAAUCGCUGCCCGAGAUCAGUUCCGAUCAAAAGAACCGCAUCAAGGCCUUGUAUGAAGGUGUUGUCAAGACCCUCCACAAGUCAUCGGAUCCUCGUCCCGCUCGUGCCAGCACCCCUCGUAGCCGUCGCUCUUCAUCUCAAUUCUUACGUCCUCAGAUUACCGGUGUCAAUGCUGUAACUUCCAUCGAGGCCGAUAAGAUUCCCCUUCUCCACCUUAAGCGCAAAGUUGGAGCCACAUGGGAAUACAGCAGCAACUUGACCGGUGUUUACCUCGAUAUCCUGCACGAAAUCGCCACCUCAGGUACCACCUUCAAGGACAAGAAUGCUCUCUUGACUGGUGUUGGCAAAGGUUCCAUUGGAGUGGAGGUCGUCAAAGGUCUUCUUUCUGGUGGCGCCCACGUUGUCAUAACCACUUCCAGCUACAAUCGCAAGACAGUCGAGUACUACCAAUCCAUCUUCCAGUCGUUCGGUAGCCGUGGCUCCGCUCUCACUGUCGUUCCUUUCAACCAGGCUUCUAAGCAAGAUGUUGAAGCGCUGGUCGACUACAUCUACGCCAACCUCGGCAUGGAUCUCGACUACAUCUUGCCCUUCGCUGGUAUUCCUGAGAAUGGCCGCGAGAUCGACGGCCUUGACGACAAGUCUGAGUUGGCUCAUCGUAUGAUGUUGGUCAAUCUCCUCCGUAUCUUGGGUGCUGUCAAGAACAAGAAGGCCAGCCGCCAGUUCGUCACUCGACCAACCCAAGUCAUCCUUCCCCUUUCUCCCAACCAUGGUCUCUUCGGUAACGAUGGUCUCUACUCGGAGUCCAAGAUCUCCCUGGAGACUCUCUUCCAACGUUGGGCUUCUGAGAGCUGGGGUGAAUACCUUUGCUUGGCUGGAGCUGUCAUUGGAUGGACCCGUGGUACUGGGCUUAUGGGUGCUACCAAUAUCGUUGCUCACGAACUCGAGAGCUAUGGUGUUCGCACUUUCUCCUCGAAAGAAAUGGCCUUCAACAUUCUCGGCCUUAUGCAUCCUUUGCUCUUCAGUAUCACCCAAGUUGAGCCUAUCUGGGCCGAUUUGAACGGUGGAAUGGAUCGCCUCCCUGAUCUCGCUGACAUCACUGGCCGUAUCCGUGCCAAACUCAACCAAAAGGCAGACCUUCGUCGUGCUAUCGCCCGAGACAACUCUGCCGACUUCAAGGUCAUCAAUGGUGUCGAAGCUGAACGACUCCUCAAGACUGUCGAUGUCCAGCCUCGUGCUAAUUUCAAGUUCGACUUCCCUGCCCUUGAAUCUGCCAGCUCGCUUUCAGACUUGGCCCACCUCAAAGGGCUUAUCGAUCUCGAGAAGGUUGUCGUUGUUACUGGCUUCGGUGAAGUCGGACCUUGGGGCAGCUCUCGUACUCGUUGGGAGAUGGAGGCUCGUGGUGAAUUCACCAUUGAGGGAUGUAUCGAAAUGGCCUGGCUCAUGGGCUUUAUCAAGCACUUUGACGGCCGUCUCAAGGAUGGUUCGCUUUAUGUUGGAUGGGUUGACAGCAAGACCAACGAACCGGUCGAGGAUAAGGAUGUUAGAGGACGUUACGAAAAGGAGAUCUUGGAGCAUGCGGGUAUUCGAUUGAUUGAGCCUGAACUUUUCCGUGGCUAUGACCCCAAGAAGAAGGUCUUCAAUCAGGAGAUCGAGCUCACCCAUGAUCUCGAACCCAUCGAGGUCUCCGACAGCGAGGCGCAGAAGUUCAAAUUGCAGCACGGCGACAAGUGCGACAUCUGGGCAGGCGAAGGUGGACAAUGGUUCGCUAAAUUCAAGAAAGGUGCUUGCGUCUUUGUGCCCAAGGCCUUCUCAUUCAGUCGCACUGUGGCGGGUCAAGUGCCCACUGGCUGGCAUGCCGGCCGCUAUGGCAUUCCUGACGAUAUCAUCGCUCAAGUUGAUCGUUUGACUCUUUGGGCAUUAGUUGGUACUGUUGAGGCUCUCAACGCCUCUGGUAUCACCGAUCCAUAUGAGCUAUACAAACACAUGCAUCCCUCCGACGUUGGUACAUGUCUUGGUAGUGGUAUGGGUGGUACCGUCAGUAUGGGCAAGAUGUUCAAGGACCGUCGCGAUGAGAAGGAAGUUCAGAACGACAUCCUUCAAGAGACUUUCAUCAACACCACUGCUGGGUGGAUCAACUUGUUGAUUAUGUCUUCUUCUGGACCCGUCAAGAUUCCAGUCGGUGCUUGCGCCACUGCCCUUCAAUCCCUUGAGAUUGCUGCCGAUACUAUUCUCUCUGGCAAAGCAAAGGUCAUGAUUGCUGGUGGUUUCGAUGAUAUCAGCGAAGAGGGAUCCUACGAAUUCGCCAACAUGAAAGCAACCAGCAAUGCCGAGACUGAAUUUGCUAUGGGUCGUGAGCCAACCGAGAUGUCACGUCCUGCCACUACAUCUCGCGCUGGAUUCAUGGAAUCGCAAGGUGCAGGUGUACACAUCGUCAUGAAUGCCAAGACUGCUCUUGAACUCGGUGCUCCCAUUCGUGGUAUCCUUGCCUUCACUUCAACCUCCACCGAUAAAGCUGGACGUUCGGUUCCUGCUCCAGGUCGUGGAGCUCUGACUGUUGCCAGAGAAAUUCCCGCGAAGCAUCCUCGCCGCAUCUUGGACAUCGCUUACCGCUCACGUCAACUCUCUUUCCGUCGUAGUCAAAUCUCUCAGUGGCUCGCCCAUGAACACGCGCAGCUUACUGAAGAAGUUGAAUCUCUCAAAGCUUCGGGCGAAUCUGUUGACGAAGACUAUGUUUCAACGCGCGUCGCGAACAUCGAGAAAGAGGCCAAGCAGCAAGAAAAGGAUGCCCUUGCAAUGUACGGAAUGUUGGAGGGCUCUGAUCCUCACAUUGCUCCUCUCCGCCGAGCUCUUGCUGUUUGGGGCCUUACUGCAGAUGACAUUGGUGUUCUUUCUAUCCAUGGAACUAGCACCAACGCCAACGAGGAGAAUGAGACCCGCAUCUGGAAUGAUAUCUUUACCACCAUUUCGCGAUCUCCAGGGAAUGCCUGCCCCAUCGUGGCGCAGAAGAGCAUUCUUGGACAUGCCAAGGGUGGAUCUGCUGCCUGGCAAGCUGCUGGUCUUUUGCAGUCAGUCAUCACGGGUGUAAUUCCAGGGAAUCGCAAUAGCGACAACAUUGACUCUCACUUCCAAGAUCGCCACUUCUUGAUGUUCCCCUCGAAGACGAUUCGUACGGAUGGAAUCCGCGCAGGUGUUAUGUCCUCCUUCGGUUUCGGUCAAGUCGGUGGAACGGCCAUGUUCAUUCAUCCUCGUUACCUCUUUGGCUCUCUCGACUCUGCAUACUACAACGAAUACAAACAGAGGAAUCGUCUCCGUGGCCUUCAGUCCUAUAAAGCGAUGAGCGAGAUGAUGAUCAAGAACUCCUUGGUCAAGAUCAAGGAUCAUCCGCCAUACCAGGGUGAUAUGGAGGGCAAAGUUCUUUUGAACUCAGUCGCUAGGGCAUCCUUGGACCCCAAGACAGGCGAAUACACCUUCCGAGGAAAACUCCCUGAAGUUGCGACGUACGACACCGCUAACGUCAAGGCUGUUUCUGAUAUCAUUGCUGCCAAAAGCCUUUCUGAAGGCUCCCCCCUCGGAGUUGGUGUUGAUCAAGAGCUGAUUUCUUCCGUGCCUACGCAUAACCCUACAUUUAUUGCUCGUAAUUUCACCGACGCUGAGAUUUCAUACUGCCAAUCUCAACCCUCUCCUUCAUCAUCGUUCGCUGCACGUUGGGUAGGCAAAGAGGCUGUGUUCAAAUCCCUUGGUGUCAAAUCCAAAGGCGCCGCCGCUGCCAUGAAAGACAUCGAAAUUAUCAAUGACGAAUCCGGUGUUCCUACUGUACGUCUGCAUGGCGAGGCCAAGAUCAAGGCCACAGAAAAGGGGGUUUCCAAGGUUUUGAUUUCCCUAAGCCACUCUGAGACUGUUGCUAUUGCGUUUGCCCAGGCUACCUCAUGA